Haliotis rufescens (red abalone) is the source of this 4049-nucleotide messenger RNA. RefSeq names its product ankyrin repeat and MYND domain-containing protein 1-like. Gene Ontology annotation, molecular function: protein binding. The transcript has 18 exons. Lineage: Eukaryota; Metazoa; Mollusca; Gastropoda; Lepetellida; Haliotidae. Bases 94 to 3594 code for a protein of 1166 amino acids. The record is from RefSeq and is a predicted model, not a curated record.
UUAUCAAGAUGGCGGCAAGGUGCUUGUGAAAUGACCCGCUGAGGUUGUAAACCUUGAAAAACACUUGACGUGCGUGACAAUAGCAGAUAGAAGAUGUCCUCGAUCGGACAGACCGACACACUGCUGCGCCUCAACACAGCCACCACCUUCGAAGGGGAGACCGAUGCCACGUCGGAGGAGGUGCAGGUGAGCUACAAGACUGGCGCCACGUUCCAGGGGAAAGUCCAAGACCACAAGAAGGUUGGCCGUGGGGUUUUCACGUGGCCUAAUGGAGAGAAAUAUGAUGGGCAGUUUUCAGAUAAUUUGAGGCAUGGAAAAGGCGUCCAGUACUGGUCAGAUGGGAGUUGUUACGACGGCGUGUUCGUCCAUGACCUGAGGCAUGGUCAAGGCUACAUUGAGUGGGCAAACAAAGAGUCUUACAAAGGCACAUUCUUCAAAGACCGGCGCCAUGGCAAGGGGUUAUAUACGUGGCCGAAUGGAUCGUCAUUCCAAGGCACGUUCUACAUGGAUAAAAAGGAAGGUUAUGGCACAUUCCACUUUACAAAUGGGGAUAAAUUUGAGGGGCUGUAUAUCAAUGAUGAACGAGAGGGCCCAGGGGUGACGACAUACAAAGAUGGCACACAAGAUGUAGGACUUUGGUUUGGGGAGAAACUCAUCAAGCUGUGCUCAUCGGUCCCUGAUGCUUUCACCUUGAAGGACCAUCAGGAAUUUGACUUUAAUCCUGAAGAACAUGUUCUGUACAUCGAUCCACAUGAACGAAGCAACUCGCACGCACCCUUCAACAGCGUCCUGAACCCACCUUCUGCCUUUGACUACACACCAGACAACUCUGUGACGGACCGCGUCUCGGAAAUCUUCAACACAUCUCUCGAUCCCAGAAGCCUUGCCAUUAAUAAAGACUUGUUUGAUGAGGAGUUCUACAAGGAUGCGGAGGCUGACAACAGCAGUGAUGUUCAGGUAGUGGCCUGGAAUAAAACGCCAUCCAUGAUAAACCUACAGAGGCACGUUCACAAGCAUAAAGCAUCUGCAAGUCAGCUUUCAUUUAGUGUUCAAAAGAUAAUUGAUGGAGAUCGGAGCUCGUUUAAGAGCAAAGGCAGGCUGGAGCUGGCGUCGGAGGAGCUGCUAGGAGCUGCAAUGUCUGGGGACAUGGAGAAGGUGGAGGAGCUGCUCAUCAACAGAGGCGUGCAUCCCGAUGUGGCGGACAAACACUGCCACACGGCACUCAUUGGAGCCACGGUAAAUUGGCACAUUGAUAUUAUCAACUUGUUAUUAAAUCACGGAGCAGAUGUGAACAAACUGAAUGAUGAAGGGUGCUCUGCGCUGUCUGCCGGAACUAUUUUCUUCUAUCCAAUAGAGACAUUCCAUUACAACAUAGCUGAGCGCUAUCUUGAAAAACCACCAGAGGUGAACGAAGAUGCUACCAAAGAUGAACAAAAACCGAAAGGGAUCUUGUCAAAGAAGAUGGUUGAGCCAAAGAUUAGUCAAAACAACGAACUUAACCGAGAAAAAUCCCAAACCGAUAAGCUGAUCGAUCAGUAUGGUGUGAGCAGCACGAGUAUAGACAGCGGGAUUCCCCCCAUGGAGAGCAUGCAGAGCCUUCGAGAGCCCGGGGAUAAGUCGCUGGUUACGAUAGCCGAUUCAGCGGAGGAUACCCGCCUGGGUGAGGAUGGAGAGUUGUGUGAGGAGGAACUCAAGGAUGAGGUUAAGGAUGCGGAUCGGGAUUCAGUCAUCGAUAGUGACAAUGAGGGCGGGGAUCAGUUGGACGACGAGAUUCCAGAGGAUUUUGAUUCUAAUAAGAGUGUGAGGAACUACCAGAUUGAGGUCACGGAGCAACUGGUCGAGAGGUGUGCCACCCAGCUCAGUACCAAUGACCGAGUUGUCAGCCGACAUUCGCUGCAGAGUGCCGGGCUCGGGACAGCCAGGAUGAUGGCUCUUCAGAUAUCAUUGAAAGAGAGGAUGAAGGAGACCUUGGACCUGCUGCUACGUCGCGGCGCCGACCCCAACGCCUCCGGUGUUCCGAUGCCAGUGCUGUUCUUUGCUAUCAAGGCGGCGGAUGUGGAAAUGGUUAAAGUCCUCCUCAUGAAAGGAGCUUCGACGGAAGCCAGGCUGCCAAAAGAGAAGGGCAGCUUGGCCCCGCUGCACAUCGCCUGUGCAAUCCCCGGGGAGGAAGGAGUGCAGAUCACCGAGCUGCUGCUGAAUGCACUUGCUGACCCCGACGUCCGUGCAGAGGAAGACGAUUCCUUUCUCAACAAGAUCUUGGAGGAGGAGUGGAGCAAGGAUGUCCUGUCGGAGGAGAGUAAAGCUCUGCUUGGUGGGAGGACACCAUUACAGAUUGCCUGUGCACGAGAUGACAACUACAAGCAUGUCUGCAGAGUUGCUCGUCUACUCCUGGAACACAAGGCCAACCCAAGUCUUCUGUGCAAUGGAUUCUCUGCCCUUGCCCUGGCCAUCACCAGUGGGAAUGAUCAUGCUAUUGAUGAAUUGUUGCUGUAUGGAGCUGACCCCAGCCUCACUCUGACUCACGGUGUUGGCAGCGCCCUCUGUGUUGCCACUUCCACGGAACAUGAGCAUCGGCGGACAAUAAAUGGAAGACUGCAACUUGUGGACAAACUUAUAAGGGCCGGCGCCAACAUUCUUGCUCCUAUUCCGAUCGGGCCGAAGAGAAUCCAGGGCACGGCAGUGGACUAUGCCUACUAUAUGUUCCACCAGGAUCGACGUAUUGCACACAUGCCCUACCACGCACUGACCCACGCGGAGCGGGAGACGUACAACGCCCGCAAGAAGCUGUUGGCACAUGUCGGGGACAUCAUGCGGGGCAAGGCUGUAGAGCGGGAGCGGCGACGCCUUGAGGAAGAGUUCAGGGAGGGACAGAGGAGUUCCAGCCCCAGCGCAGGGUUUGUGUACGUGGGUGCCGGUGCCCCCCUUCCCCCGGGACUCAAGUCCAAGACAGCCUCCAAGGUGGGUCAGGUGACGUUUGACCGGAGCGUGACCGACCUGAAGAGCGGCGUGGUCCACCAGGAGAGUGAGAUGAGCAUUGGGCUGAGAUCAAAAAGUGGGGUGUCGACAGUGUUUGUGUCCGAGACACACCAAGAACUUAAACGCCUCAGUCGGUCUCGAGGUCGAUCUCAGAGUCGAUCUCCUGUCAGAAAACCUUUGCUGAAGUAUUGCUAUGAGUGUGGUCGGUCUGUCGGUGUCCGUCUCUCGGCCUGUACCAGGUGCAAGGAAGUGUACUACUGCAGCAAGGCCUGCAAACUCAAGGCAUGGAACGCCCGUCACAGGGACGAGUGUAUUAGAGUGGGAGGUCGGUCCCGCAGUCCAAGCCCCUCCCAGAAGCGGAACCGAGUUGACAGCCCCACCCCCACAACCACGGCAGAGCGGGGGCGCAGGACGACGGUCAAUGAGUUGACCAAAGACAAGCAUGCACAGAAAGUGGUGGUCCCCAUUCACGGGCAGAGUCACAGCGCCAAGGGGCCCCGCCUGUACCCCGGGGGUAGUAUGUACAACAAGCGAGUUGUCAAGUCCGGUAACAAGCGCGACACCAGCCCCGGGAGGGAUCAGUCCGGAGCCUUCAUCGACAACUACAGCUUCGUGUAGCCGUGGCUACAAACAACCGCGGUUAUAUUUCUACAAUCGUUUGUAACUUCAGCUGACAUUAUUGUUGAGCUGCGCCUUAUUGAAACAUGGAUAAACAACCUUAUUGAAACACGGAUAAACAACCUUAUUGAAAUACGGAUAAACAACCUUAUUGAAACACGGAUAAACAACCUCACUAAAAUAAUAAUCAAUACUUGUCAUGAAAUGUCGUUUUCCUAUUGGCCAGUCGCAGACUUGUAUAAACCCAUGCCAGUUUGUACCGGUAUGAGCGGUCAUGAUGCUUUUCUGUAGCCGACUGCCAGGGGUGAAAUGAUACAGCAAGGUCACGAUAUGAUACAUAUCACGAUACAAAGGUCACAAUACCAAGGCCGUUGUUAAGUUUUUUUGACAGGGGGGGCAAAUAAGAUUAUUCAUUUUUUGUUCAAGUUACUUUCACAAGGAAAAAUGUUUUCUGU